AUGGCAACGAAAGGGAGUGUUUUUUCUUGGUGUAAUGGGCAAACGGGGCUUGCUAGUUCUUGGGCGCGCCUUGAUCGUGCUCUCAUGGAUAGUUCUUUUUUGGCUUUGUUUCCUAAUGCUAGUUGUUCUUAUCUUCCACGUUCGACUUCAAAUCAUGCUCCCAUGUUCAUUGAAUUUAUGCAGGAUCCUUUCUCUUAUGGCAUGGCUCCGUUCCAUUUCCAGCAGAUGUGGGUGGACUAUCAUGAUUUUUUAGAUUGUGUUCGGUUAGCUUGGGAGAUUGAGGGGAUUGAGCAACAACUGCAAUUAUCUUGGAAAGACAAUUUGGGGAAAGAUUUACAUGAAGCAGUUUCAGAUUUGGCUACUUGGAGACAUUGGGAAGAGGUGAGAUUGGCACAGAUGGCUAAGUUAAAAUGGAAGAUGGAGGGGGAUAGGAAUACCAAGUUUUUUCUUGCUUGCCUUACUAAUAAAAGAAGAAAAAGAGUGCUUCAUAUGCAGUCAAAUGGGGUGGUUUUUGAGACGCCAGAAAGUAUUCAUCAAGGGGCAAUAGAGUAUUUCACUUCUUUUCUUCAUGGGGAGCCACCUAUAGAGCAGCCUAGUCUUGAAGAUUAUAUUGCGCCAGUCAUUUCAGAGGAGGAUAAUGCCUCCCUCACUCAUCCUCCCACUAUAGCGGAAGUGUUUGAGGUUGUGUCUUCCAUUCCGCCUCAGAGUGCAUCAGGCCCAGAUGGAUUUGGGCCAGGUUUCUAUAAAACUUGCUGGGUGAUUGUUAAAGUUGAUGUGUGGAAGGCAGUGCUAGAAUUUUUUGUGUCGAAAAAUCUACCAAAGUAUUUUACGGCUUCAUAUUUUGUUUUAAUACCAAAGGUGGAGUCGCCUACAGGUUUAUUGCCUCGCCUGAUUUCUCUGGAGCAAGGUGCUUUUGUUCCUGGAAGAAGCAUCUUUGAAAACAUUAGCCUCACUCAGGAAAUGGUUAUUCCAUUAAAAGAAGAAUUCAUGGGGAGGGCUUGGCAUAUGGCUUUGAGUGUGGAUGAUAGAUUGCAACGUAUUGGUAUUCCUCUUGCUUCCAAAUGUGAUUGUUGUAUUGAAGGUCAUAUUGACGAUAUGAAUCAUGUGCUAUUUGAGGGUGAUUUCCCUAAAAAAAUAUGGUCCUUUUUUUGCCACUAUAUUUGGUAUUCCUAUUGGAAGAGAUUGGAAACAGAAUGCGAGGACUUGGUUCAGGGGCUACUUCAUCUACACAGGUGGGAUUUAUUGUGGGUAUUCUGCCCAUCAUUGUUACCUGGCGUUUAUGGAGGAGAAGAUGCCUAG
This is a messenger RNA of Carya illinoinensis, 1299 nucleotides long. RefSeq lists its product as uncharacterized. The coding region runs from base 1 to 1299 and encodes 432 amino acids. NCBI's taxonomy places the organism in Eukaryota, Viridiplantae, Streptophyta, Magnoliopsida, Fagales, Juglandaceae. The transcript has 4 exons. The record is from RefSeq and is a predicted model, not a curated record.